Sceloporus undulatus (fence lizard) is the source of this 7119-nucleotide messenger RNA. RefSeq names its product KH RNA binding domain containing, signal transduction associated 3 (gene KHDRBS3). Bases 336 to 1373 code for a protein of 345 amino acids. Gene Ontology annotation, biological process: regulation of alternative mRNA splicing, via spliceosome. The transcript has 11 exons. NCBI's taxonomy places the organism in Eukaryota, Metazoa, Chordata, Lepidosauria, Squamata, Phrynosomatidae. Gene Ontology annotation, molecular function: mRNA binding. Gene Ontology annotation, cellular component: nucleus. The record is from RefSeq and is a predicted model, not a curated record.
GAGGAAGAAGAAGAGGAGGAGCCUUUUGCCAAGAGUGGGCGUGACUAGGGGGGCGGCAGUCUAUAUAAAGCGCGCUGCUCGAGCCCUGGGAGCCUCAGUUGCGCUUGGGAGGCGGCGGGGUCGGUUUGCAGAAGUUGCCUUUGGCUCGGCGGGAUUUGGAGCCAGCUGUCUUCGAAGUUUAGGUUUCUGUUUUUCUUUUUCUUUCGUUCCCCCGCAAACGAGGAUUACCUUUGCGUGUCUGCAGUAUCGUGUGCGCGCUCUGUCUAGAACACGCGUGUCAAAAGAGUCGUGUGAACGCGUGACCCCCCUUCCUGGGGGUCAGGCGGGUGUGGGCCAUGGAAGAGAAGUACCUGCCGGAGCUGAUGGCCGAGAAGGACUCCCUGGACCCCUCCUUCACCCACGCCUUGAGGCUGGUCAACCAAGAAAUCGAUAAAUGCCAGAAAGGGGAAGGCAAGGAAGAAGAAAAGUACAUUGAUGUAGUGAUAAAUAAAAACAUGAAAUUGGGACAAAAAGUAUUAAUUCCAGUAAAACAGUUUCCCAAGUUCAACUUUGUGGGAAAACUUUUGGGCCCACGUGGCAAUUCUCUGAAGCGCUUGCAAGAAGAAACAUUGACAAAAAUGUCAAUAUUGGGAAAAGGAUCCAUGAGGGACAAAGCAAAGGAGGAAGAGUUGAGAAAAAGUGGAGAAGCAAAGUACUUCCACCUAAAUGAUGACCUGCAUGUGUUAAUCGAAGUGUUUGCCCCACCAGCAGAAGCAUAUGCCAGGAUGGGACAUGCACUGGAAGAAAUUAAAAAGUUCCUUAUCCCUGACUAUAAUGAUGAAAUCCGACAGGCACAGUUGCAAGAAUUAACUUACUUAAAUGGAGGUUCUGAAAAUGCAGAAGUUCCAGUAGUUCGUGGAAAACCUCCCUUACGGGCAAGAGGAGUACCAGCCCCUGCUUUGGCAAGAACCCGUGGAGGUGUACCACCCCCACCCACUGGCGUUCCAAGAGGGGCACCAGCACCCAGAGGCAUACCCCCUGGCAGAGGUCCCAUCACUCGUGGCCGAGGUCUUUUGACUCCCAGAGCAAGAGGAGUUCCUCCCUCUGCAGGCUACCGACCCCUUCCACCACCUCCAUCGCAGGAUACAUAUGGAGAAUAUGAUUAUGACGAUGGAUAUGGCACUUCGUAUGAUGAACAGAGCUAUGAUUCCUAUGAUAACAGCUAUAAUACUUCUGCACAGAGCGGGGCCGAUUACUACGACUACGCCCAUGGCCUGAGUGACGAGACAUACGAUUCUUACAGACAGGAAGAAUGGACCAACUCAAGACACAAGGCACCUCCUGCAAGGACAGCAAAGGGAGCCUACAGAGAGCAGCCAUAUGCCAGAUACUGAUUAUACUGUCUGAUGUUGUGAAAUACCCAAUCUCCACCAGUCCUGUAUACUGUUCAAAGUAAUUUUUUCUAUGAACAAUCCCUUUUUAUUAAAAUCAAAAGUGCUUAAUCUGAAUGGACGGACUGAGCUUAAAUCUAUUUUUUGCUGAAUGAAAAGCCUGGACAGGAAGACAUGUGAAAGGAGAAGCUUUGCUAAUUCCAGAUUGUAUUUGGGAAAAAAGGGGGGGAAAAUAGGUGAUCAAACAAAAAAAAGGAAAAAAAUAACCUUUGAUUAACUAGUGUUAAAAGCAGCUAGGUUUACUAAAUAUGUUAAUCUAUUAUUUUAACCUAAGCGUAACCUUUUAUUUUAAAGGUUUUUCAACAAUUUAGUUCUAGUUUUACCUUUCAACCAUUUUGCUAGUCUUUCUCUUGCAAACAUGCGUAAAAAGGGAAGCAGAUCAGAAAUGCAAAUGUGGUAUUUUGUAAUUUUGAGUCUUGAAAUGUUCUGUAGUGUUAAGCAAAGUUUACUCUUGCUUGAUACUAAAUAAACUUUUGGAAGAAAAAUCAGUGUGUGUGAGAGUAUGCAUUUAUUUAUUUAUUUAAAAACUUUCAUAAAUAGUAGUAAAACAGGGAGGGAGUCAUUUUAACAAUGAGCAACAUAAAAUGUCUCCUAUUAAAACACUGUGCUUCUUUCUUUUUUUUAAUAAAAUUGUAUAAACCCAAAGGUGCAUUUCAUUAUAUAUAUAUAUUUUUCACCCGUACACACAAUAUAGAUUUAAAGACUUGUUAAAGAAAGAAUCCAAAUGGUCUUGAUAUGCUGGAAUGCCAUUUUAUAUAUAUAUAUAUAAAAGAACAAAUUCUUGCUUUAAAAUAGUUAAUGCAUUUUCUGAAACAAACAAAAAAUUAAAAAGAGAAAAACACCUGUGACUUAGUUUUCAUCUUGUUGAGCAUUUCUUCACUAGUGCAACUUUGGAAUUUUUUUUUCCCGUUCUGUUCUUUUGAGAAUUUUGGUACCUUAAUGACAACCUCGCUCCGUGCUGGAAGCAAUAAACACAAAGCUUUUAAAGACUUUCUGACUUGACUAAUUGAGGUCGCUUUCGUCAGAGGCAGAGGAUGUGUAACCCUUAAAACGGUCUUCAUUUGCAAAGGAAACACAGCCAAGGAAAGCCAAGAGGAUUAAAUCCUGUUCCCUGUUGAUGCUUUGGAACUAAUGAUGGUAUAGACAGACAUUUCAUCCUCUCAAAAGCCCUGUGAGGAAGUUAAACUCAGAGAUAUCGACAGGCCAAGGCCACCUACUGAGUUUCCAGGCUGAAUGAGGAUUUGAAUUGCAGAUCGCCUUAGUCCUAGACUGACACUCUUAACUCUCUCCCUAGUUCUUCAUUUUAGUGGGGGGAAAGAGUGUCUAGUCAUGUGACUGAAUUUCAGAAUCUUGAACUAUCGGUUGUUCUGAUCAAUGUAUUAUGUCUGGGAUCAAGAAUAAAAAUGUAUAUCAAAAUGUAGGCUUGGAAGUCAUCGUUCAUAUGGUCAUCUUUGACAAAUAAGAAUUAUCUUCUGGCAAUCUCUGCUUCCUAAAUUUAGAAAGAAUGCUUUUUUAAAGAUACAAUGGGUAAAGUACAGCCCACAGGUCUCUUGAGGUUUCCGCCAGUCCAUCUGUUUCUGUUUGUUUAUUUGUUUGCUGCCUUUUUGGCUCAUCCCAGAUGCCAUGCCCUUCCACAUUUGGAAGGACAAAAAGGGCCAGCCAGUGGUAAACUGCCUUGCAUGGAAGACUCUAGCUGUGGUGGCUUUACAAGAAACAGUCUUCAGAACUCCAAACUCCAGAAAAUAAGAUUGCAACAAAAUGUAGUUCUCAUUGUGGUUUUCUCCCCUUUGAGAAUGUUGAUGUCUCCUGUCGAUCAAGGAAUAGCAGUAGAUGACCACACUUUGUGCAGUUGCCUACCCUUUUUUGAGGCUUUAAGUAUUGUACGCAUGGUAAAUAACAACUGUGUUUAGGCAUACAGAUUAAUGGAGGAGGGAUGGACAGUUGUAGCCUUGACUGCAAACCUGCAAGAAGGAUUGUCAGUCUACUUGAGGAUAUAUAAGAAUCAGGGGGUCAGUUCAUGCAUCAAUUUUUAGUCUCCCAAAACCUUGCUACUCAUUAUUUGAUGACUUCUUGUUUGCCUCAUUGAGAAAUAAUGUUUGAAAUAUAGGGUACUAUACUGCUUUCUUCCAUGUGCCACACAUACACACAUGGUGAUCCAUACUGACAAGAUCUGACUUGGCGGUGGAUGGUGUUUUUCCCCCCAUGUUAUGCCCAUGUUGGCAUAAAGUCAAAGGAAGUUCUGUUAGUUAUGGCCAAAUUAAUUAAGUUAUGGCCAAACUGCAUCAAAAGAGCCUCAAAACCAUUCAGGGAUUUCAGUUUCAGUUGAACAUUUGGUUUCAGUUGAACAUUAGAAAAAGAACAACCUGACAGAAAGAGCACUUCAGCAAUGAGAACCAAUUACUUAGAGAGGUGGUUGGGUUUCUUUGUUUGGGCCAACUUCAAAAAGAGUCUGGACAGCUACCUGCUGGGGAUGCUCUGGAUGGGAUUUCUGCAUGAAGCAGGGAGUGGGUUUGGAUUCAGUGAUCUAUCCCCUUCCAACUCUGGAUUCUAUGAUUCGCACAUUUACCCACUUCUCAGGUGAGCAUUUGAAUUGCCUGCACUGGACAAGUUGUUUUAUCCAUGAAAUAAUGUGUCUGAACCAGAGUCCAACAUGUCUUUAAGCUGCAGGCAAAUGGGGGACCACUUAUUGAAUACCCUUCCACAAAUGAGUAAAGAGUACAGCUGUAAAGUGUUAACACUCCUGUAAUGCCCCAACAGGUUUUCAGCCAUGUUUGUUUAUUUGUUUUCAUAAACCUAACCAGCUUUGGUAGUAAGCAAAUCAUAAGGGCCUCUCUUGAUGACUUCAGAAUUCAGUCAGCCUCCUGAAGAUGAAAGCAGUCUUUAUAUUGAAGACAUAAAAGCACCCUUCCCUAUCCAGCCACAUUGACUGAGAGGUUGUGGGUUGUAAUCCAAUACAUCUAGAGAGCAGUGAGUUGGUGAAGACUGCAUAAGAGCCCAGAUGGGUGAACUCGACAAAGAUGUUCAGACAUCAUUGCUUAACACUACAAUAUAAUUAAACUGCUGUUGCUUAUAUAUAUAUAUCAGCUUUCUAAGAAAGAAAUUUCAAAAAUACAAACUCCAAAGAAUUACAAAAUUAAAACCUGCAAACGAAAACUUGGAAGCAAUAAACGUGUUUACCAGAUAUAUCUGUGCAUUCAUCAGAUUAAAGCAUUGUAACAGCAACUUGCUACUAGUUCUAAAAUUAGUUUUUACUCAAAUUCUCAAGACUGCCAGAAUCUACAUAUGAGUGCAUGACUAUAAGUAAAAGUAAGAAUGGAUAGUUACUGGGCAAAAUAGAACUGUUUAUAACUGGAAAAUACAAGGCCUGUGUUUCAGUAGGUAAAUACUGGCAUCUGAGAAGUAAUCAAAUUAGUUCUUUAGUUACAUAAAGAAGCCACACUUAACUCAGUGUAUCUUGUGCAGACAUUUUAGGUAUUAUUUGUAGGACCUGCAUACUUAAAAUGUUAGCCUAUUUAUAAUUUAAGAGACACUUUGCCAUUAGAAUUAGAUAUUUUAAGCCUACUAAUUUUUUUUAAAGUGUGUUUAUAUUAAUCCUUUCCCCCAUGGACUACUUUUGACUGAGGUAGUAAUCUCUGUGUGAGAUUGCAUCAUUUAUUUGCUAGAUCAGGGUGGCAGUCAUGUGGCCAUCUGCAUGUGGUUGAACUGCACCUCCCAACAGCCCUAUCCAGGAGGCCAGUUUUGAAGAACACUGGUAGUUGCAUCUGUGCAACAUCCACAGGGUCAUAUGAUUUCCAUGCCUGUUAUAAAUUAAACGUUUUCAGUGAAGUUCUUCUCUUACUUGCAACUUUCUAUAGAAAGUACCUUUUUGUUUGCUUUUGGAGUAUAGAAGAGCAUUCAAUGUGAGCCCAUACUUGCAAUUUGAAGUGGUACAAUCCACUCACAAGUUUACUCACCCCAAUAAGACCUACAUAUCACUUCUCAGGAGUCAAUUCAGUUAUCCCGGAUAAUACCUCAGGUCUGUUAUCUGAAGACUUGGCUGACCUUUUUUUUUAAGAUGAGAGGGAUUAAUUCUACCCCAACUUUUUAAAAGAAUACUUGCCCAGAAGUAAGAAACUUCUAUAUAUAUUUUAACGAUUGUUCCCAUUCUGAGAAAAAGGCUGGAUGGCAACAAGAACAACAACUGAAUCCUGUUGGUGUCUUUGUUGUUGUGUGCCUUCAUGUCAUUUCCAAAUUGUCAUGACCCUAAGUCAAACCUGUUUUUGGCAAUAUGUUCUUGGGAGUUACACACACAUAAAUUCCACCAAGAAAGUGAUUGGAUAUUUUUCACUGAUGCACAUCCACAUUGCAGUUUAAGGUCAUAGAAGUGGAGCUAUGCAUUUGCUUGCAUAUUUGGUGUCAUAGUUCUAUAGUACAACAUUGCCAUUCAACAUAAAAAAUUUCCCUUACACAUUACAUCAUAACUCCACAUCAAGAGAUCUAUGGCCUUGUACAUACCUGUAAAAAAGUCUGGAGCGGCAUUGGCCUUUUUUCCUGUGGAAGGAAGCCACAGCUGCCAAACCACGUGGCUUCCCUCCGCAAGAAAAACAACCCGCAAAAAGCGGGGGUUUUUUCUGUCGUGCCAGUUAUGUCUGAGUGCGCCAAUGGCGCACUUGUGAUGUAACUGAAGUGACGCAAUGUAAGGAUGCUACGCAUCCGUUACGUCAUAAUGGCAGCGCCUGUGUAUAGGCCAGUACGUGCUAGGGUUAGGGAUUGUGCGGUUGCUGUACGGUCCCAUAACCCUACCACGGCAUAAGCACAGCACUUUAGCGCUGUCUAUACCGUGCCUAUAUUACACAACCCCAGUGUAAGAUCUUGGACAUUGUUUUGGAUAUUUUUUACUUGCAGAGUAAAAACCUGCUUAUAUUUUCAGGACGGGAAAAAAUAUUUUUACUUUGCUUACAAGGGAAGCACUCGAAACUGGCACCACACAUUUGUAACCUGAAGUGGCAUGAUGCCCUGUACCACAUGCAUAAUACAGGUUUAUACACAGUUCUGUACACUAUAUAUCACAAAGGUAUAGAACUGCUGUUCUUUGUGUUAUACCACAUAGCCAUUGUAUUCUAAAACCCAAUUAUGUGAUCUUGCCAAAGCUGAACCUGUGUCCUUUUAAAUUAAAAUUAGACCUAUCCAGGUGAGAUACCACAGCUAGUUUGCAUUAAAUUUGUGAGAAAUUCUACCUUUAAAAACACACUGUUAACUAUUGUGAACAUGAAAACCAUGGGCCUUUUCUAUUUUAACAGCAAAGCCAUUCUUUUGUUUUUCUCCAGAAAGACAUACAAUAGACUUUUCCACAUAAAUCAGUAACAUUUCUAAUUGCUGCUCUCCACCACCUGCAACGUGAUAAUCCCCAGAGAGUCACAAAUAAUUACUAGUUCCAAGAAUAUAUACAUCUGCAGUUUUUUUUUUCCCCUGCUGUUUUCCAGGGACUUCGCUAUGGACAGAUUCAAAAUACUCCUCUCACCAGUGUGCCUUGGAAACAAUAGCCAGCAGCUAUAUGAAGCUUCACUUGGAUUUCCUUUUUUAUACUACCUGCUGAACUGCAGGGUUUAUAGUAUGUAUAGCUUUUCAGAUCUCAAUUUUAAUGCUAAAAAUGUUUCAUUUACUUUUGCUGUACCUUUGUGAAGCAGUUAAUAAAAGCUAUUCUGUUUCA